Messenger RNA from Vidua macroura (Pin-tailed whydah), 1992 nucleotides. RefSeq names its product chromosome 17 C20orf204 homolog (gene C17H20orf204). The transcript is spliced from 5 exons. The coding region runs from base 698 to 1210 and encodes 170 amino acids. NCBI's taxonomy places the organism in Eukaryota, Metazoa, Chordata, Aves, Passeriformes, Viduidae. The record is from RefSeq and is a predicted model, not a curated record.
AGAGCUGGAUUAUUCACCAUUUGUUCUAUUUCUUACUCAAUCACCCACAUUCAGCUCCUCAGCGGAGCCUUGUUGCAGUCAGUUCAGUUUUUCCCAAAAUUGAUAGGAAUUGAGUCAGGGCAGUUUCUGUGCCUGGGCUCAGGGUGAGGUACAAAAUGCAGAGGGGUAGGAGGAGAGGGCUUUGGCUGGAAGCAGGAGGACACUCUUGGUGUUGAUAUUUUGGGGGUCUCACCCUGGACAGUCACUUUUGCCAUGGGUUGGUGCCACUGUCAGUGUUCACCCACUGCAGUCUGUGAAUGCAGAGUGAAAGAAUCACCCCACGCCAACAGAAAUCGAAACUGCGGGGGUUUGCAGCACAGCGUGCAGCUCCGGGCUAGGGACACGCGUGGGUUGUAAUCCCCGGGUGGGUGCGAGCAGGGGCUCCUGCCCUGCCGGCCCCUCCGGGGCAGGGGGACCCUCUCCCACCCUGCCCCGGCCCCGCAUCCCGGGCACGACGCGCUCCUCUCUGCGGCCGGGGGGGCCGGGGCGGCCUCCCCCGCGGGGCCGGGGCUGGGCCGGCGGCGGUGCCGUGUCCCGUCCCCCCCGCGGCGGCCGGGCCCGUCCCCUCCCACCGUGGAGCCAAGUUCAAACCGCGGGCCCCGGCGCAGCCGGACCGGGCUCCCCGGGACCGCCGCAGGGGCCGCGCCCGCGGGGCUCCAUGAUUUUCCCCCGGGCGCUCUCCUGUGCUGUUCUGCUGCUCCUGCUGGUGGCCGUGCUGAGCAGAGGCAGGAGGUGCAGCAUCGCCAAAAUCCUCCGGCAGUACCGCGCCGUCAUCUUCCAUGAGAUCCAGAACCUGAGAAACCUGACUGGGUCAGUGUACAGGAGCGGGAGGGCCGGGCCCGCUUGUCGUUCAGACAAGGACCAGAAGAUCCUGCUGUCCAUCUACAACAUCAGCAUGUCCCUGCGGGAGGUGGGGGCCGGCACCCUGCAGGGCCCUGAGGAGCUGGCGGUCUGGAGGGUGGCCAGGAACACCAACUUUGUGCUCCGGGAGAACUGCAGGAAAAUCAGCAAGAACCCACCGCGCACGGGCCCGGCACCGCCGCGGCGCGGGGCAGCCGGCCGCAGGAGGAAGCAGCUGCGGGAGCUCGGCAGGAAGGCGGAGAGGCUGGCGACCUGCUGGGAGAAGCUCAAUGCCCUGCACGCACCCCGCCAAGCGCCCUGGGACUCGUAGGGACGCCCUCGCUGCAUGCCAGGGGGAUGUGCUGCUCCAGCCCCGGGGCUGCCAGUGGCUCCUUUGGGAGUCUGGGACAAACUCAGCCUUGAGGGCGGAGGGGUUGCUGCCAGCAGACGCCCAAGCUGAAUUCAUCCUCCUGCUCCAAGCGGUGCCCAGGCACCGGAUCCACCACCCCUGGCUGGGGCUGGCAGGUUGGUGUGCUGUGGGAUGGCUGUGGCAGACACCUGGAACACCAGAAACACUGUGAAGAAGAAGGGGAAGAACCAAAAAGAGAAGGUGAGGUGUGGGUUCUUGGUUGCUCCUGCUGCUCUGUUGAGGACAAUGGGUGUGUUUUGGGGCAGAAAGAGGACAUGUGGGGCCAUGGCUCUGGGGGCUCUGCUGGAAGUGAGGCCACAGUGCAUCUGCAAGGCUCUGAGGUUAUUAGGGCUGUGCAUGGGGACAGCUGUCCCUGAGGCACUGCUGGGAUGUGCAGAGCAGCCGGGCACCCACAGUGGACAGGGAAGUAAAGGUGCAUCACUGGGCACCUGGGGAAGCCUGGGGGGUUCUGAUAUCCAAAAAUGCCAGGCAGUGUGGGGGCUUGAGGCCAAGGCUCAGCCUCGGUGACAGGCAGCACUGUGGAGGGACCCGGCUGCUUGGCACUGUGGGUGCCCCAGCAGGGAGGGAAUGGUGAGGUGUGGGGUGAGGUGAAGUGAAGGGCAUCUUCCCUUGUCAGGGCAUCCUCCCUUGUCACUGUGCUCUGCCAGCACCCUGCCUAUGGCCUCCACUGCUUUGUUGGGUUG